Molecule: messenger RNA, 393 nt
Organism: Dovyalis caffra
Lineage: Eukaryota; Viridiplantae; Streptophyta; Magnoliopsida; Malpighiales; Salicaceae
Source: the annotation of a GenBank genome assembly
AUGGCACUUGUGUGUUUGUUAAAGAUGGUGUUAAACGAUCAAUCAUGGCGUGAGAAACAGCCGUUGGAUUUUGAAAAGUCUACAAGACUCCCAGAAAAAGCUCGUAUCUAUAUUUGGCGUAGUGUUAGUAAGCUUGGAGCGGAAAAGAGAUAUUACAGUAAUUCUACUUCUGGGGGACAUGCUUUGCCGUCUAGGAACUUGUUGCAGCUUAAGAGCAAGACCCAAGAAGCUAAUGUCGUGGAGCGUGAGCUUGUAAAAACUUCUGCCUCUCGUGCGUUGUUGCCUUUAACAAGAAACAGAUGCAGCUUGAUCAAAACCCUAAAACACUUUGCGUCCAACUUUCAAACACUGUUUACUUAUAGAGAAAGUUCACCUGCAAGCAUAUAUGGUUAG